Messenger RNA from Drepanopeziza brunnea f. sp. 'multigermtubi' MB_m1, 1986 nucleotides. Lineage: Eukaryota; Fungi; Ascomycota; Leotiomycetes; Helotiales; Drepanopezizaceae. The record is from RefSeq and is a predicted model, not a curated record.
AUGCUACAUGCUUCUACAGCUCAUCACGAUUCACGACACGCACCCGAUUCCACGACCUUGCAGCGGCUGAAGCUGAAGCUGAAGCAGGGAAUGGCAACUACCAUGACCUACCAAAAAGAUGCCGCUGAGAGCGGUACUACGGGCCCAGUGAGGAAGAAGCUCAAGACGAGCGAUAUCCCGCUCUCGAGCGCGACGCGUCAGAGCAUCGACGAUCUGGCGCACAAGUUCAAGAAGAAGGGUGGCUACGACAGCUUGCGCAAGCAGGUGUGGGAGGAUCUGGAGAAGAGUGAUUUCGAAGCCGAGUUCCAACAGAACCUGAUCAAGGUCGCCGAAGAAGAGAUCGAGAAGAACCCCUCCCAGCUGCUGAAACUGGAUCGCGGGAAGGCGGCUGCGCUGAUCGAAGGAGCCGUUGAUCGAGCGGGCGUGUACCAAACAGCAGAGUCGCGCAUCGAUGCGUUGAUCGAUGCACACCUGGAGGAAAUUGAGACGGGGAUCCGGGUGCUGAGGAAGGAGGAUGUGGGUGAGGAGACGGCGCUUAUGGAGCACGCUCGGGGUGGGAAGACGGAUGAGCAGUAUGCGGAGGAUGCGAAGAGGAGGAGGGAGGCGAGAGAGAAAGUGAGGCAGGAGGCGAGGGAGAAGGAGUUGGCCUUUCUUGAUGAGAAGAGGAAGGAGGAGAGAGCUAGGCGUAAGGAGGAAGAGAGGAAAGCAGAGAUGGAGCAGGAGAAGAGGAGGGCUGAAAGAGAGGCUCGGAGGAAGGCUGAAAGGGAGAGGGAGGAGGAGAAGAGUAGGGAAAGAGAACGAGAACGAGAGAGGGAAAGGGAAAGAGACAGGGAUAGGGAGCGGGAGAGAGAGCGGGAACGAGAACGGGAACGAGAGAGAGAUAGGGAUAGAGAGAGGGAUCGUGGCAGAGACAGAGACCGCGACCGCGAACGAGACUUGCGCGAUUCGCGAGACUCACGAGACGAUCGAUAUAAGAAGUCUGACGAACCAAGCCGACGCGAUUCGACUCGAGACGUCAAGGAGGUUUCAGUCAAGGAGGUUUCAGUCAAGCCGGAGUUGUCAAAGGAGGAAAUCGAGCGCUUGGAGCAGGAAGCUUUGAACGAUCUAUUGAAGGAGGGCAAAAAACUAUCGCAGCGGUCGAGACACCAGUUGGAAAUCGAAAUCGAUGAAUCCCUGGCACCACCCCCAAAGAAAAUCGCCCCAGCUUCUGCGAUUAACGUCGAUGUCAAGAAACCAAUAGCCCCCCCAACUGGACCCAAGGCUGAUGCAUUCAAGACGCCCUAUCGUCCCUCUGAUAAGUACGACGAUCGUUAUGACCGGAGAAGGAGCCGUAGCCGGGACCGGGACCGGGACCGGGACACGAGGAGAUCCAGAAGCCGGAGCCGCCGCCGCGACACCGAGACCGCAGCCUAUCUCCUGAUCGACGACGAAGCUACCGCUCAGACAGCCGCCACCGUGACAGAAACAGCAUCCGUGACCGGAGCCGAGAUCGACGCGAAGAAGAAGCUAAGAGGUGGAAGGCCGACCAAGCUGCCCGUGAGAAGAUUCCCCCGCUGCCUGGAUGGUCCGAACGCCCGAAACGGGAGGAGACGCCUAGGCGGACUGACGAUGCUCGAGUUACGAGUCCUGUGUCUGCACGGAAGAGAGAGAGUUCUCGCGAGAGAGGAAGAGAUAGGCGUGGCUCGAGAGUUAGGAGUCGGUCACGGUCCUCCAGACGCGGAAGCCGGAUCGAGAGGUCGACGAGCCCUGCAGGUAUCGAUCGAUACAUACCUGGAGCGAGCAGUAGCCGGAGCGCUCGUCGAGAUAGUACUGUCAAGCGAGAGAGAAGUCGAAGUCGGGACAGGGAUGCUAAAGAUAGAGACACCCGCCGAUCUCGUGAGGAGGAGAAGUCUCGUCGACGCAGCCGAUCGAGAAGUCGGAGUCGCAGACGAGAUAGAGAUCGGGACCGGACGAGGGCUAGGUCGCGAAGCCGCAGUCCGUAUAUGA